Molecule: messenger RNA, 1473 nt
Organism: Penaeus chinensis
Lineage: Eukaryota; Metazoa; Arthropoda; Malacostraca; Decapoda; Penaeidae
Product: phosphoribosyl pyrophosphate synthase-associated protein 2-like
Exons: 9
Coding region: 180-1301 (373 amino acids)
Biological process (GO): 5-phosphoribose 1-diphosphate biosynthetic process; purine nucleotide biosynthetic process
Cellular component (GO): ribose phosphate diphosphokinase complex; cytoplasm
Molecular function (GO): magnesium ion binding; ribose phosphate diphosphokinase activity
Source: RefSeq, a predicted model, not a curated record
GACUCUCGUCCAACAGAUUAGGUUCAUAAACCAUACUGGCAAGUUGUUUUAACUCUGGCUAGUUUCAGUGUCCUUGCCCAUAGUAUAGUUCUAGCAGCCCCCCAUAGUCCUGAAUGUCGGUCUAGUCGCAUUUCUCAAAACUCAAGAGUUCUGCCUGUCCACCAAAAGUUUCAAGAGCUAUGAACAGGGUCUUCAGCAAGUCAUCGGUAAAAUCAAGAUCAGGAUCAACCAUGGAUACCAGUCGUGGCAGUAAAGAGAUGGUUCUUCUGGCAGGGAACUCUCACCCAGAGCUGGCCCAGCUGAUAGCGAGUCGACUGGGAAAACACAUGGGGAACAUAGCUGUGUACCAUAAGACCAACCGAGAGACAAUGGUGGAAAUUGGUGACUCCGUAAGGGGGCGAGAUGUUUUUAUUCUCCAGACUGGUACAAAGGAUGUCAACAAUAACAUCAUGGAACUUCUCAUCAUGGCAUAUGCUUGCAAGACAUCCUCAGCACGCAACAUUGUAGGAGUAAUCCCCUACCUACCAUACUGCAAGCAGAGCAAGAUGAGGAAGAGGGGCUGCAUUGUGUCCAAGUUGCUAGCCAAGAUGAUGUAUAAGGCAGGGUUGACUCAUGUCAUUACAAUGGACCUACACCAAAAAGAAAUUCAGGGAUUCUUUGAGUGCCCAGUGGAUAAUCUGCGUGCAUCCCCCUUCCUUCUACAGUACAUCCAGGAGUGUAUUCCUGACUAUCGCAAUGCAGUUAUUGUGGCGAGAGAUCCGGGAUCUGCCAAGAAAGCCACAUCAUAUGCAGAACGUUUAAGGCUAGGCAUUGCAGUUAUUCACGGAGAACAGAAAACCAAUGAAGACGAACAAGCUGAUGGUCGAAACUCCCCUCCUUUAGUUGAGCAUUCACGAAUAAUGGAUGUGGGUGUUGGUGUUCCUGCUCUUGCAGCGAAAGAAAAACCUCCUAUUAAUGUUGUUGGAGAUGUAGGAGGUCGUAUUGCUAUCAUGGUGGAUGACAUGAUAGAUGAUGUUGCUUCAUUUGUGGCUGCUGCAGAAGUGCUUAAAGACCGUGGUGCAUACAAAAUAUAUGUCAUGGCAACACAUGGUCUUUUGUCUUCAGAUGCUCCACGUCUUAUAGAUGAUUCACCUAUAGAUGAGGUUGUUGUCACAAACACAGUUCCUCAUGAAAUCCAGAAGAUGCAGUGCCAUAAGAUCAAGACAGUAGACAUCAGCAUACUCCUGGCAGAGUCCAUUCGCAGAAUCCACAACAAUGAGAGCAUGAGCUACCUCUUCCGAAAUGUAACGCUAGAAGAUUAAGACAUGUUUGUUAACUUUAUCUUGGAUUCAAGACCAUAUGUAUGGGUGGCAUAACCUUUUUUAUGAGACUACAAUGCUACAUGAGGUGAAAUUUAGAUAUAAAAAGUUGAUAUUUUCUGUCAUGUAGUCCCUUUAACUUGCUAUAUAAAGAAAGAAAUGAGUGUCUAUGUGA